CAUAUACAUAGUGAAGUGAUCUUGUCGCUUUUGACAUAUAAGUGAUUCUCGACUAAGCUCCUUGCGACAACCGAACUGAAUUACCUAGCGACAACCAAAUAAGGGUCUUCCUUGCUAUUAGUUCCAACCCUUUGUUAUAUGUUAUGCUCCCAGGGCUCAGCCCUGUGUUUUGAUGUGCCUUUGCUGCGUGCUACUCUGACUGCCGAUAAUAGCUGGCAUCCUUCAUACAGCAUAAGACUGGAUAAUGAGCGCCCCCUCUAUACAAUUCCACCACCUAUAGUGGUAGCUAACACAACCUGUAUGAUUAUCUGAGGUGCUCUGUUCGAGGUGCUAUCGAGGUUCCUUAAAGGUGCUAUCCACAUAGCUUUUUCCUUCGAGAACCUAAACAUUGUAUAGAUUGCAAAUACUCUAGCUGUUUCCAUUGAUCGGUCAGCUUGCGUCAGCACUUCUGGCAACCGCCAUCGACUCCAAAUUCCUCGACGUCGACAGGGUCCCAAAUUCCCGCCAUGGGGGAAGCCAUGAUGGAGAACGGGAUCUUCGCCAACGCCAAGGCCCGGGCGUUGCUCGAGGUAGUACGUCUAGCGUUUGAGGGCGGUAUCGGCUUUGGCCCGGAGAUGACGGGCACAGGGACGACCGAAGAUGGCGAUGCCUCCGUCGCCGGGGCAACAACUGCAGAUGCUGCUCGACAACAAUGGAGGAGCACCAACGAUCAUGCAGCAGCGCAACCAGCACCGCUACCGCAUCCACCGCACCGAGCGGCAAGCACAGGAAGCAGCUCGCGGCUGGUUCCAGGAGGCCCUUGCAUGUGGUGUGGUGUCACCGCCACGCCACAGUGGCGGAGACCCCGUGGCACUGCUAAGCUCCUCUGCAACGCCUGCGGAAUCUUCUUCACGCGUUACGGCCGACUACCGGAGAAGAGCCAGCACGCCCACAGUAGGGCGAGUGCGACAGCCGCAGUAGCAGCACCCCAACCCGCUGAAGUCGAGCAUCCUAGCAAACAGGAGGUCAUUAAAGCUGAGGUCGACGACACCGACAAGCAGCAGCCUACGACAUCAACCUCGUCCAUCGCCGGCGCCAGCCCUCACAAGCGCAAGGACGCACCACAAGCGGAGGCCGAGUUAUUGCGUUGCAUGGAGGAGUCGGCUGGAAGCCUCGUAGCAGGCGGCGCUGCAGCACCCGCGCUUUCCUCGCCAGGGUCCAUGCCGCAUUCCAUGCCAGCAUUGCAAACAGGCCUGGGGCGCACACUCUCAGGGCCGCAAUUUUUGCAUGCCGUCGGAGCACAGUCUGCGCCCGCCUUGGCUGCAGCAGCUGCUGCUGGCUUGCUACCCGUGGCGGCUAACAACCCAGGGGCCUUCCUGUCGGUGGCUCCAUUAGAUCUGGGUCUGCAACAGCUCAGCAUGCAACAGCUGGGGUUGCUAGCACAGCCCUUGGGGGGCCUGGCGCAGCUGCCGGCGCUGUGCAUGGGAUCUAUUGCGGACCAGCAAUGCGGUGCAGUCGUUGCCUGCAUGCAAGGCCAGCCCCUUGGCGUUCCUGGCAUGUCGGGAGUCCCAGCGGAGCUGCUCGCUCGGCCCUUUACGCUGCCGCCCGGCAUCCUGCCCAGUGGUGUUGCACUGCUGGGUGGGGCAGCACCCCCGCAGCCGGUGUACGCGAGGGCUUCGAAGCGCCAGGAGCGCCUGCCUUCGGGCGACUCGGAUGAUAGCAACGCGAGUACAGAUAGCCACGCUCCGCACGGCGACGCAGGGUGCUCGCAUGACGAGGACGACGGCGGGACAACUACAACCAAAGCCAGCGGCAUCACAGCUCCUGCAAGCGGCACGGUGGCCGCGGCAGGCGCCCUCUCCUGCUCGCCGCCCUCCAUGCCGGGGGUAAUCUCGCCGUCGCCAUUAGGCGAAUGCCUGCCCGCAAGCUCACUCCUCUCAGGGAUGCCACAAGCGAGCAAUCCUCUGGCGCUUGUGCCGUUAGCAGGUGCCGGGCCUACGAGUGGAGUUGCGCUGGCAGGGAGUCUUGCGGGGAUGGGUGGUGUGGCAGUGGCUGCAGGGAUGCCAUCCGUUGCUCAAGGGCAGGCACAAUCCCAGCAGCCGGUGAUCUACUUGCAUGCACGCCGCUGCAAAGGGCCGCGAAGUCGCGCGGCUAGUGCCACACCUAGCUCAUCAACCCAAUCAUGAGGACACAGUGGCCUGGGAAUCGGUAUGCGGGGCUCCGUGAAAGUGUUGGGACGUGUUGUUGUCGCAGCAGCUUGUAUUUUUCUGUUCGGUAGCCGCAUCGACUUGGUUGGCUGCCCAGAUAUGCGCAGUAGCUAGGUUGGGGCGUUCCAUUGCAGGUUAGGCAUUGGGCUCUGUCCGAGUGCAGGGCCAGGUGGUGUAUGCAAUGGUGGUAUGAUGUGGUGUGUUGCGCUUUUCAUGUGGUGCGAACUUGAUUCCUGGCUUUGCAUGUGUGCGCCUGCCCAUGGCGUGCAGGACGUUUUGGCUUUUUGGGUGUCCUUUAUUUCUGUCAUCGUAUCUUGAAACCCCUGACCUGGUCCUGACUUUCUGCGCAAAGACUGCGGAGGCCUUGGCGUUUGACGUGCUACGAGGGGUUGUGAACACGGCGCGCAAGAACACGUCCAGCGAAUCGCCACAUUAUUCACCUUUCGCUUGGGCAGUUGUUGAUUGAUUAGUGCGAGGUUUGCUGCUCCGUUGACUCCAUGCCAUGACUAUCUCUUGUUUUUGGAGUGUACCAUUAUCCUCUCCGUCAAUGUCGUCGUAGCUUCUACUCAUUAUCUUACGCGACGACAAACAAUAUGCAUUCCUGGGAGGCUCUGUUCGUCAGCCGUAUAUGUUUGCCGGAUAGGGGGCGCAAUUUGUACGCAACUACUUAGAAAGCAUUGACUCGACACCUGUAUCUUUGAUCAUGGCCGUGUCGCCCGCGUUAAUUGAGGCGGCUCAGUGUCAUCUGUAGUAGGGACGUAUGUUAGAUGUUUGACACUCUUUGUCCGUAAGAUGCCUGAGAUUUCAAGGAGAGUGGGUCUUGACGGCCCGUAUUUUAUCCUAUAGUAUACGAUAUGGUUUUGUACCUUGGUGUUUGUUGGGUCGGGUUAAGAGCGGGAUGGCUUGGGUGGCUUAUGUUGGGGUGACGCAGUGGUCUAUCUUCAGGGUGUGAUAUGGGAUUGCGGCGAGGGCUAGACGUAUACAGGCGAAUGCGUCCCUUUGGUUUGGGUUACCCAUGCACUUAUGCAUGCGUACUUGAGAUGUAGCUGCGCACUUGAGAUACCGGUAGCAUAUCAUGUCCUAAUGCUCUUGAACGAGUGGUAAGAGCCAAUCCUCAACCGAAUGCUAUGCGGAUACGCACGCUAUGUAUGUAAGCGUGCUUGCACCUA
Molecule: messenger RNA, 3355 nt
Organism: Astrephomene gubernaculifera
Lineage: Eukaryota; Viridiplantae; Chlorophyta; Chlorophyceae; Chlamydomonadales; Astrephomenaceae
Source: the annotation of a GenBank genome assembly